Molecule: messenger RNA, 279 nt
Organism: Metarhizium robertsii ARSEF 23
Lineage: Eukaryota; Fungi; Ascomycota; Sordariomycetes; Hypocreales; Clavicipitaceae
Exons: 1
Coding region: 1-279 (92 amino acids)
Source: RefSeq, a predicted model, not a curated record
AUGCUGACAAGGCUUCUCGUCGCCUUUGCGGCAGCAGCCAGCGCAUUCAGCGGCUGCAACAAGAACAACGAUAACAAGACCGUGGCCAAAAAUAUCACCGCCCUGGCCCCGGCCCAGCCUCAGACCAAGAUCCUCAUCACCGCCAAGGGCACUAUGUACAUUGCCAAGCUUACCGGCCAUCCCACCCCCGCCAAGGGCACUAUGUACAUUGCCAAGCUUACCGGCCAUGGCUGCUUUGGAUGGCGGCUAAAACCGAGUAGGAAUAGAGCCUGGACCUGA